Messenger RNA from Rosa rugosa (rugosa rose), 2187 nucleotides. Its product is annotated as cysteine-rich receptor-like protein kinase 10. Gene Ontology annotation, molecular function: protein kinase activity; ATP binding. Gene Ontology annotation, biological process: protein phosphorylation. The record is from RefSeq and is a predicted model, not a curated record. NCBI's taxonomy places the organism in Eukaryota, Viridiplantae, Streptophyta, Magnoliopsida, Rosales, Rosaceae. The transcript is spliced from 7 exons. The coding region runs from base 54 to 2153 and encodes 699 amino acids.
ACGGGGAUAUUAAGUUUCGUUUAGAGACUACAUGGAAAGCAAUAGAAGGCAAAAUGGUUUCCCCAUCAACCUUUGGGCUCUUCUUGUCAAUACAACUUGUAUUGCUCCUAGCUCAAGACGAUCAGUCACGUUUUAUAUACAACUUUUGCAGCAAGAACGGUAACUACACCCCCGGUAGCACCUAUCAGACAAACCUGAACAAUCUUCUCGGUUCUCUUUCCUCCACCGGCAAUGAUAACGGCAACGGUUUCUACAGUUCCUCCGUUGGAGUAAACUCCGACAAAGUUAAUGCAUUCGGCCUCUGCAGAGGAGAUGUCAAGGCUGGUGAUUGCGAAAGUUGCGUCAGCCAAGCUAUUGAUCCUCUCAAAAGAGCUUGUCCUGUCCAGAAGGAGGCCAUUAUAUGGUACGACUAUUGCAUGUUACGCUACUCGAAUGAAUCAUUAUAUGGCAUCGUGACAACAGACCCUUCUGUGUUUCUGUCAAACACACAAAACGUUUCGUCACCGGAUGAGUUCAAUCGGCAGCUGAAGUUGUUAUUGGAAGGACUAAUUACUAAAGCUGCAGCAGGAGGUACUGAUAGGAAGUUUGCACUGGGCACAAACACAACCGCCAGCUUUGUAACAAUAUAUGGAUCUGCACAGUGUACUCCAGAUUUGUCGCUGGAAGAAUGCACCCAAUGCUUAAAUGCAGCGUUGGCACAAAUCCCACUAUAUAGUUAUGGGAAGAAAGGUGGGACUGCUGUUGCACCAAGUUGUAUCUUAAGGUAUGAAGAAUACGACUUCUUUUACCCCACGGCUGAUGCACCCGCUUCGUCGCCACAAUUAGAAACACCAGUCUCUCCUCCUCCACCAGAACCGCCAGGAAAGAAGAAGAACAAUACAUCUCGGAACAUCAUCAUUGCGAUGACAAUCGUUGUUUCUCUGGCACUGAUUGCAUUGGCAAUUUGGAUUUAUCUGACAUUUUGGAAGACAAAGAAACCACUUGAAGAAGCAGAUGAAAUUAUGAGCGCAGAAGCCUUGCAAUUCGAGUUUGAUUCCAUUAGAGUUUCUACAAAUGACUUUUCUGAAGCAAAUAAGCUUGGACGAGGAGGAUUUGGUGCUGUUUAUAAGGGUAGGCUUUGGAACGAAGAGGAGAUAGCAGUUAAAAGGCUCUCCAGAGAUUCUGCACAAGGAGAAAUUGAAUUUAAAAAUGAGGUGGUGCUAGUGGCAAAGCUUCAACAUCGAAAUUUAGUUGGGCUCCUUGGUUUCUGUCUGGAGAGAAAUGAAAGACUUCUUGUCUAUGAGUUUGUCCCAAAUGCAAGUCUUGAUCAUUUCGUAUUUGAUCCAAUCAAGCGUGAACAGUUGGAUUGGGAAAUUCGCUACAAGAUUAUACUAGGGAUUGGGCGAGGACUCCUUUACCUUCAUGAAGAUUCUCGUCUUAGAAUUAUCCAUCGUGAUCUCAAAGCAAGUAAUAUUUUAUUAGAUGCAGAAAUGAACCCCAAAAUUGCAGAUUUUGGUAUGGCAAGAUUGUUUAAUAUCGAUCAAACACAAGGCGAAACCAGUCGAGUUGUGGGAACUUAUGGAUAUAUGGCUCCUGAGUAUGUAAUGCGCGGACAUUUUUCUGUGAAGUCCGAUGUCUAUAGCUUUGGUGUGUUGGUUUUGGAGAUAGUAAGCGGACAGAAAAAUAGCUCUUUUCGUCAUGAAGGAAAUUUGGAGGAUCUUCUAGGCUAUGCAUGGAAUAGUUGGAAGGGAGGGACAUCUUCAAAUUUGAUAGAUCCCAUGUUGAGGACUGGUUCGAGGCCUGAAAUAGUGAGAUGCAUCCAUAUUGGAUUGUUAUGUGUUCAACAAAGCAUAGGUGAUAGACCAACCAUGGCUGCAAUCAUUCAAAUGCUUACCAGCAACUCUGAUGAUCUCCCAGUACCCUCACAACCAGCGUUUUAUAUGUAUAAUCAAGGCAUUGGAUCCUCAUCCGACAUGUCGUUGGGAUUUGAGAGUAACUCAGGAUUGACAUGGUCUGAUCAAUCCAAAAGCAACUCCGCCAACAAACCUAUACUUGAAUUCAAAUACCCGUUAAAAAUUUCACAGACACGUUUUUUAUAUUUUAUUUUGUUAUUUACUAUUGAUAUGUUAAUUUUCCUAUCAAUUAGCUUUAGAGAGACGUUAAAAAUAACUUAGCUUUGACUAAUUAAGGAACAACAUCCCUUGUUUU